Beta vulgaris subsp. vulgaris (sugar beet) is the source of this 471-nucleotide messenger RNA. RefSeq lists its product as uncharacterized. The record is from RefSeq and is a predicted model, not a curated record. Bases 1 to 471 code for a protein of 156 amino acids. Lineage: Eukaryota; Viridiplantae; Streptophyta; Magnoliopsida; Caryophyllales; Amaranthaceae. The transcript has a single exon.
AUGUCGAACCUUACAAAACUUGAAUUUGCGGCUCUUGAUAUUACUGGAAAGAACUAUUUGUCUUGGGUGCUAGAUGCUGAAAUUCACCUAGAUGCAAAAGACCUUGGUGAUACAAUCAAAGAAGGAAAUAAAGCAACAAGUCAAAACAAAGCUAAGGCUAUGAUAUUUCUUCGCCACCACCUCCAUGAGGGUCUUAAGAUUGAGUACUUGACUGUGAAAGAUCCACAAGUCCUUUGGAGUAAUCUAAAGGAAAGGUAUGACCACCAGAAAACUGUAAUACUACCCAAAGCUCGUUAUGACUGGUUACAUUUAAGACUACAAGACUUUAAGUCUGUAAGUGAAUAUAACUCAGCUAUGUUCAGAAUUACUUCACAGUUGAAAUUAUGUGGAGAGAAAAUCACUGAUGCAGAAAUGCUAGAGAAAACAUACACUACCUUUCAUGCGAAUAAUGUUGUCCUGCAGACACAAUAG